This is a messenger RNA of Dimorphilus gyrociliatus, 2776 nucleotides long. NCBI's taxonomy places the organism in Eukaryota, Metazoa, Annelida, Polychaeta, Dinophilidae. The record is from the annotation of a GenBank genome assembly.
AAUCAAAAUGGCUGAGCAUCCAAGAGCAGAAACAUUUGUUUUGUGACAUGGAGGAAUCAUGAAAAAGAAAUUAUUUAUUUAUUACAAAUUUGAACGUUACAAUAAUGGACAAAGAAAAUGAUACUGAACGUCCUAUUAAUGUACAUUUGUCAAGUACAGAAGAUGAGCAAUUAUUACACACAUCAGGAGAUAUUGGAAACUAUUUUCAGGAUGAAGGGGGAUCUCUAAAUUUUUUUACAAGAGUUGAUUCAGCCGAAAUAAUAUACCAUGAAAGGCCGAAAAAAGCGAAAAUAAUUGGAAAUUACCUAAUAGGCCAUGUUCUCGGUGAGGGAUCUUAUGGCAAAGUCAAGGAGUGCUUGGACACGGAAUCUCUUUCAAGAAGAGCUGUGAAAAUACUUAAGCAAAGACAGUUGAAGAGAAUCCCGAAUGGGGUUUCAAAUGUAAAAAGAGAAAUAAUUUUAUUGAAAAAGUUACACAACAAACAUGUUAUCAAAUUAUUCGACGUAUUUGUCAGUGAAGAGAAACAAAAGAUUUAUUUGUUUAUGGAAUAUUGCGUUGGAAGCCUUCAGUCGAUGCUUGACAACGUUGAAUCCAAAUGCUUUCCGCUAUGGCAAGCUCAUUUAUAUUUUGUUCAGCUGAUUGAUGGGGUAGAUUAUCUUCAUAGUAGAGGGAUUGUUCAUAAGGAUAUAAAGCCACCCAAUUUAUUAUUGAGCCUCGAUGAAACUUUAAAAAUAACAGAUCUCGGCGUUGCUGAGGAAUUGGAUAUGUAUUCAAAGGUUGAUUGCUGUUCUCUUUCCCAAGGAUCUCCUGCAUUCCAAGCGCCUGAAAUAGCUGACGGUGCUGAAUAUUUUUCGGCUUUCAAGGCUGACGUGUGGUCUUGUGGUGUCACUCUGUUCAAUAUUACAACCGGUAAAUUACCUUUUAUGGCGGACAAUAUUUACAAAUUAUUUGAAUGCAUUGUUAAGUGCGAAUAUACCAUUCCUGAAUUGGACAGUCCUCAUUGUACCGACUGUAUUAAAGGUAUGUUAAAGAAAGAUUCGACAGAGAGAUUUUCCAUUAAAGACAUUAAAAGUCACGAAUGGUACAGACGAAAAUUAGGACGAAGCAAAGAGUAUGUACCACCACCACCAUAUAAUAAGGAUGAUAUGUUGAGGCGUAUGAGCGUAAUUCCAAACUUGGAGAUACUUUAUAUGGAAGAAUCAGCUGAGUCUGAAACUGAAGUUGAAUUACAACAUGUGGAGGAUUAUAAAAAAGCAUCUCGUCAACACUCAAAUGAUAAUAAAAAGAAAGGUUCCAGUGUUAAAAAUUUCUCUGGUAGUUUCUGCAAAUUAUCAUAACCAGUAAGGCGCUUCAAACACAAAACAGUGGAAAUAUUGUUGGCGAAUGUAGGACUAAACUGACUUUGAUGUUUGAUUUCAUUUAUUGAAAACUUAUCAGUUCCUGCAGCAAAUUUAUCUAUCGGUGCUAUAUUUUUUUACGAAAAAGAAACCGAAUGUAAACGACAAUUGCAAUGUCUCACCGCCUAUGAUUAAAACUCCAGGUUUUUGUUGAUCACUUGUAGAAAGUGUUUGUGAUUCGAAUAUGGAGAGAGGAAUAUUUGAAAAAAAAUUAAUAAAGCAGGUGGUGAAAAUAUUAAACUGCAACAUUUUAGUACAUUGUAUUUCGAUUGAGUUUGUAUUAUUUUAUGUUGUUUAGAAUUUAUUCGUAGGAUAAGUUUUGAACUAAAUAAAGCUUUUUAAAAAUUGCUUUUAAGUGUUGAAAUGUGUUAUUCAAAUAAGAGCUUCUCCUUUAUUUAAAAGGAUAUAAACAUAGUUUAUAGCCUUUAAGUUUAUGAAUUUGACAACGUAAAUUAUAAUAUUUGCCAAUUCCAUUGUGAUUGUUGUCCGCUUCCUAAUUUACUAGCAGUAAUGUGUAAGGCGUAUAUCAUAUAUGCAUUACAAUCUAUAUAAUGUAUACAUUGCCCGUACAAGUCCGCCUGGAUUUGCACAAAAUGAAAGCUCAUUAAAAACGAAUACGAUAUUUUUCCAAGCUAAUAAUCGUAAGAAAAACUGAGGGUCUGUAAUUCAAAUAGACCUUGCCACAUACGAUCUUUCGAAGUCUAUUGAUUUUUUUUAGCUCAACUGAUCUCAAACAAUGCACAUAUAAGCGUAUGACCGCCGGCGUAUAGAUUGUUUUACGACUUAAGUAUUUUAUGUUGCAUUCUGCUGGGUAGAAUAGCAUGCUAGGCGUUGCCGCAAUGGAACAUGUAGAAACCAACAAACGGACAGGCGGUUGUUAGUUUAUAAUACGUAUGAUUAUGAGGAAUUAGCGAAGGAGUCAAUGAUAGAUUAUAUAAUGCAAUAAACAUUUACAGUUCUUACUCGGUAGAAAACUAGUUCCAAUAAUUUAUCUUCGAGGUAUUAACACUCGACUAUUAACAGCACAUACGCUCUUACCCCAAGGCCUACUUAAACGACAGUAACGCCGACGCUUUUAUUGAUGCUGUGACAGCACACAAAAGUAUCGAUUCCUUAUCGAUUGGUGGAUCACUACAGAUCAUCUUUUUAAAGUUUAUCCUUUUUUUAUAGUUUAAGCUAUUUUAAAGUUACUUUAAAAUCUCUUUAUUCUCUCCGCUGAUUAUGUAGACGUUGUGCUUCUUAUCAAUCAACGCCCUUGUCCGUAUAUGGUAAUUGUAGACAAUAUAUAAUUAGAGAAAGCCUGGUGCUAUUGGCGCCACAAAAGCUAUAGAGACGCCUUUAAAAACAUUUAUAUCGAUUUUGAGCAAGCGUCUAUAUAC